Molecule: messenger RNA, 2997 nt
Organism: Chelmon rostratus (copperband butterflyfish)
Lineage: Eukaryota; Metazoa; Chordata; Actinopteri; Chaetodontiformes; Chaetodontidae
Gene: snta1
Product: syntrophin, alpha 1
Exons: 8
Coding region: 2-1465 (487 amino acids)
Cellular component (GO): sarcolemma; neuromuscular junction; dystrophin-associated glycoprotein complex
Molecular function (GO): protein binding; structural molecule activity
Source: RefSeq, a predicted model, not a curated record
CAUGGCUGCCGCGAUGAAGGCGCAGAAAACGGGACUGCUGGAACUUCGAGUGACCGUGGACCGCUGGAUCCGGGUGUUGGCCACACUCACCGAGGACACGCUCACAGUAAACCCCGGGGAGGGCGCCGAGGAGCCCGGGAAGCCCAACCCGAGUCCCGCCGGUGCUAUCAACGGAGACCCCCCGAACCUUAGCUCGUCCCCGGUCCCGGAAACCAUCACCAACGUGAAGCGCACCGUGCGAGUUACCAAGCAAGAUGUUGGUGGACUCGGGAUCAGUAUCAAAGGUGGGAAGGAGAACAAGAUGCCAAUCCUCAUCUCCAAGAUUUUUAAGGGCCUGGCUGCUGACCAGACUGAGGCACUUUAUGUUGGCGAUGCCAUACUAUCUGUCAAUGGCUAUGACUUACGGGAGGCCACACACGACGAGGCUGUGCAAGCGCUGAAGAAAACUGGCAAAGAAGUCAUCCUUGAAGUGAAAUACAUCAAGGAGAUGUCGGCCUUCUUUAAAAGCUCGGGGUCCCCUGGGGCCGGCCUCCCCUGGGACUCUCCCCCCUCCACGCCUCAGAGGGGCACUGAGCUCUCACCCGCUGAGGUGAAGGAGCCCCGCAGCAUCCCACUGAAGAUGUGCCAGGUGUCGCGAAAGCAGUGCCCCCCGGACACAGAAAACAGGUAUUUUGAGGUGAUUUCAUCCAGCAGAAAGAACUCUGUGUUCCUGCGAGCAAAAGACCCAGCCAUGGCCCAGUCCUGGUACAGUGCCAUCCAGGCUGGCGUUGCCAACCUUUUACCACGAGUGAAGGAGGAGAUGAAGACCAUGCAGCCUGGCAUGGAGGUCAAACAUCUGGGCUGGAUUACAGAGCAGGUGACCCAGGGCCCAGAGAGACCGGUACUGGCCGCAUUGACCGACAGAGACCUGCUGCUCUAUUCCUCCUUGCCCGAAAGCAAAGAGAGCCUCAGCAGUCCAGCCAAGAGUCACCCGCUCAUUGCUACUAGACUAGUCCACUCUGGCCCAGGAAAAAGUUCUCCUCUCCUGGAUUCUGACCUCUCAUUUGGCCUGCGUUCUGGCACUAAGCAAGGCGUGGAGACCCAUGUGUUCAGGGUGGAUUCUGCCAAGGAGCUGUCCACCUGGACUCAUCUGCUGGUGGAGGGUUGCCACAAUGCUGCUGAGCUCAUCAAGGAGGUCACCACGGCCUGUAGUUGGAAUGGGAAGGAGUGUACCCUAGGAGUGCACAUUGAUGAGGGCUUCACACUGUUCACAGAAGAAAUGGGUGUCAGGAAAAGUAUUCUGCUCCAGCAGCCCUUCGAGCGCCUAAGAAUGUCCUCAGACGAUGGUGUUCGCAUGAUGUUCCUCGACUUCGGAGGCCCUGAGGCAGAGAUUCAACUGGACCUCCACUCUUGUCCCAAGACCAUAGUCUUCAUCAUCCACUCGUUCCUGUCUGCUAAGGUCAAGCGACUUGGCCUUCUGGCAUGAUAAUGGCCACCCAUCCAGAACAUCAACAAUAGGAAUAUUCAAUAAAACACACAGCCCAGAAGACUCUGAAACACCAGAGGAUGUGGCCCAGGAAAAGACGCUGACUCACCCCUUCUUCUCAGCCUUCCCUUAGGCCUCUAAAAUCAUCACCACCUCUGGUCAGGUACCUGCUGGUCUUCUGGGGGAAUGAAGAGAAAACUGCAACACGGACCUUUGUUGAACUUGUAGUUGUACGGUAAAGAGAGGUUUUGCAGAUGGCGUAGCAGCCAUUUAAGGGAUCUGACACCUGUCAAAUCUGUUGCAGUAGGUCAUGACACUUUAUGAUGGCAAACUGUGUGAAUAUGACAGCCUGCAUCUCAGUGUUUCUAAGCUUGAAGUCUCAACCAUUUCAUGUUUUUUGCCCCAUUGUUCAGUUUUGUUUUGUUUCAUGAGUCACGGCAGGCCUUUGUCACGAGCGUCCUUUCAUCUCUCAGUCUUCGCUUGAUGUGCUGUGAGCAGUCAUAACAACAGUUAUUUCACAAAUGUCCUGAUUGAUGUUGGACAAACAUUUGUGUAUAAAGGCAGCUUCAGUGGAGUGACAGAAUGACAUGACUGAUCACUGCAUGAUAAAUAGCCUGUACUGAACAAUGUACAGAAAACACCUGCAACGAUAUGCUUUUUGUGUGAACACUUGAGUUGCCUUUACUCUGGAUUUUCAUGAAAGAAGCUCCGUGCUUUUUGUUUUAGACAACUUCCAAACGCCAGAUCAUGUAUAUUUCACAUUACAGCUGAACACGUUUUUAUUUUAUUUUCCUCUCUAAGUGUGUUCAUAAUCCAUGGCCUAACAAAGAGAAAUAACUAACAGAGUAUAUUAUAAAAGGCUUUUUUUUAAUUGUGUUGUAGCUUAACCAAUAAAUUAGAUAAAAUCUUGUAAUUUUCCUAACAAAACAAAGACAUCCUCCUGGAAUCUGGACGGCUUUCGCCAGAUAGUAUGCAGUUUCAUUUAAUGUCAGCCCAUGCGAAGUACAAAAUAAGAGCUCUUGUGUUUAGUACUGACAAAGGCUGCCACAUCAUUGUGUAUUGAUAGAUGACAAACAGUUGUGUGAAAGAGUGCCGGUCCAGCUAAGCUCCUCCUCCUGAAUGGAUAAGCUACAAGACCAGAGUCUUAGCUCUUAGAUAAAGCUAUUUUAUAGUACAGUGUUUUGUCUGUACUUCACAAUUUAAUCACCUGAGAGGACAAACAGGCUUCAUCCGAAAGCACCAAUGGUCCAUUUUACACCAUUCGACCAACAUUUAAAGAUGUUAAUUCACCAUAUGAACGCUGUGGACUUGUUUACAUCAUAAAGUGUUGUGAUUAUUUUUUUCUUUAUUAUGUGUCGACUGAACAUCCACAACUUCUCUCUGUGUCCAACACUAAACAGACUUGUAUUAAUAUAUAUUUCACAACUAAACCUUGUUUGCUUUUAAAAAUAAAAUGUAUUGUAUAUUCUUAUUUAAACAAAGGUGUGCCUUGCAGGGUUGUUUGUAUAUAAACAUGUAAUAAACUUUGUUAA